Molecule: messenger RNA, 441 nt
Organism: Rhizoctonia solani
Lineage: Eukaryota; Fungi; Basidiomycota; Agaricomycetes; Cantharellales; Ceratobasidiaceae
Product: Retrotransposon-derived protein PEG10
Exons: 2
Coding region: 1-441 (146 amino acids)
Source: RefSeq, a predicted model, not a curated record
AUGUCCCCCCUCUACUUGGCUCCCUCUAUCCAAAUGCCUACACCUCCCCCUCCAGCUCCAAUUACAGCUGCCACCCCUCAAUUUGCGGCUGUCAAAGUAGAUCAUCUGGAUCCCUACAAAGGGAAGCUAAACCAGAGGAUGUUUCCCAUGCAGAUGGAAACCCUCUCCUUCCUGCUAAUGAACAUGGACAAAGCUGCUGGUGUGUGGGCCCACCCACAUCUAGACCUCCUAGGGUCCCGCCGCACAAUCAUCCAGAACACAGAUGACUUCAAAAGGGAAUUCUUGGCAGCCUUUGGAGACCCAGAUGCCACAAGGGCAGCAGAGCAAAAAAUAACAUUGCUUACACAGACCAGCACAUGUGCCAAUUAUAUUACCAAAUUCUGCACCUUGGCUAUGGAACUAGAUUGGAACAAUGCAGCCCUCAGGGGUCAAUUUGCAUGA